Messenger RNA from Lotus japonicus, 1410 nucleotides. RefSeq lists its product as uncharacterized. Lineage: Eukaryota; Viridiplantae; Streptophyta; Magnoliopsida; Fabales; Fabaceae. Gene Ontology annotation, cellular component: nucleus. Bases 17 to 952 code for a protein of 311 amino acids. The record is from RefSeq and is a predicted model, not a curated record. The transcript is spliced from 3 exons.
AAAAAAUAUUUCGAAAAUGUGUACCUAUUUUCUGAAUAAAACUGAAAUUUCCUUCCUGAGUCACCCUGCGAACCAAACCGAAGCGUGUAAGGGACGACGAGGAAGAAGGAAGCAAACCCUAACCAACAAUCAAUCACAGACCAGCGGAACCCUAACAAUGGCGACGGGAGAAGACGGCGUUGGGAAGAAGAGGGUAGCGACGGAAUCGCUGGGAUGGCUUACAGAGUCGACGAUUAUGCCGAAGAAGCACCGUGCCAUCGCCGGCGUCGGUGCAUCCUCCAUCGUCGAGUUGAAGGCCGAGCUCUACAAGUCUCAAGAAGAUUCCAGAAAGUCCAAGGAAUUGUCAGGCCCUGACGCCGUUGAGUAUCAACGCGCUAAGAGCAAGAUCGCUUCCAAAGACCCCUUCUCCAGAAAAAACUCCGGUGUCGAUACCCGUGCUCACAAGGACAAGCUUGAGUUGAAAGCGGUUAAUGAUGGAUCGGUUAGCUAUGCAGCUCUGGAGAAGAAGGCUGAGUUGUAUGAUAAGUUAGUGAGGGGGGAAUUGCCUGACGAAGAAGAUCAAGAGAAGUAUUGUGUGGACUUUUUCCGCAAGGGCGUGGAGGAGGAUGAGUCGCCGCAGCAGCCUAUCCGUUAUGAUGUCACACGGGCUGAGCUGCGAGAGGAUGAAGAGGAGGAAGGUGAUGGUGAUGCUUCUGUGUUGUUUAACUUUUUGAAACCUGCUGGGCCGGGGAGGACGGAUGGUGUAGUUGACAAUGCUGAGCAUAAGCGCAAUAUUAGGGAAGUUCAUGAAGAAGCUAAUCGCGCUAGAGAAAAGGCUACUGAAAUUAAACAUCGCAGGCAGGAGCAAGUGGCGGCUAAUCGUGAGAAACUUAAACAGGCAUAUCUUCGGAAGAAACUAGAGCAACUGAAAGCCACUUCUGUUGGAUCUGGAUCUGAGAUUAAGCACACAUGAUAUCCGCAUCAAAUGUUGUCUACAAUUUAUGAAGCCAAUGUUUGGGGAACCAAGACUUUCUUAAAAAAAGGCAUAAGGAGUUGAAAGAUGACCAAAAACUGCGUCGUGAUUCAACUAGAGACACAGUAUUGGUGGUAUAUCUGACUGCUUAUGAUGCAGAAGUAACUGGCUCACCCCUUAAGGGACAAAAAUGAAGGAGGGGAAAGGGAGAGAAUGGAGGCAAAAGGCACAGUACCUUUUCCUGUUGUAAAUAAUGUAAUUUGGCCAUUGCUGUUACAUACGGAAGAAGUGUCCUUGUUGAUUUAAUAGGCGACCAUUCUUUUAGAGUCACGUUUUGCAAAAUCAUGUGUUACGAACGCCCCACACAAAGAACAAACAAGUGAGGGAAAAAUGUAUCACCUUGUAAAAUGCCUAGAGUAGAUUGAAAAAAAACUUUGUAAAAGGACUUAGAUACACAA